CAGGAAUUAGUCUCCGUGGAGUUUCUCCUUCACCUCGCCGCCGUUUCUUCGGUCUUUGGCCCGGUGGAAGUCACUGCCUUCGAGCAGGAGGCAGCGGCAGCCGCCCUCGUCUCGCCGCCCCCGGUUCGGUGCCCGCGGUCCCGGAGAGGAGGUGCCGCAGCCACCGCCGCUCCCCCCCUCCCGCUGCCCUCGGGCCGGGCUGGGUCGAGCUGCGAUGCCCUCGGACUUCAUCUCAUUGCUCAGCGCGGACCUAGACCUGGAAUCGCCCAAGUCCCUGUACUCGCGAGAUUCUCUGAAGUUACACCCAUCACAGAAUUUUCAUAGAGCUGGACUAUUGGAAGAAUCUGUCUAUGAUCUUCUCCCAAAGGAGUUACAGUUACCUCCACCUAGAGAAACGUCUGUAGCAUCAAUGAGUCAGACAAGUGGUGGUGAGGCAGGCUCGCCUCCUCCAGCUGUAGUUGCUGCUGAUGCUUCUUCAGCUCCUUCCUCUUCCUCCAUGGGCGGUGCUUGCAGCUCCUUUACCACCUCUUCCAGCCCUACCAUUUAUUCUACCUCAGUCACCGACAGCAAGGCUAUGCAAGUGGAGAGCUGCUCCUCAGCCGUGGGGGUAAGUAACAGAGGGGUAAGUGAAAAGCAGUUAACCAGUAACACAGUCCAGCAGCAUCCAUCAACACCGAAGAGGCACACAGUCUUGUACAUCUCACCACCACCUGAGGACUUGCUGGAUAACAGUCGGAUGUCCUGCCAGGAUGAGGGGUGUGGAUUGGAAUCUGAGCAGAGCUGCAGUAUGUGGAUGGAGGAAUCCCCCUCCAACUUCAGUAACAUGAGCACCAGUUCCUACAAUGAUAACACUGAGGUACCUCGUAAAUCACGAAAACGAAAUCCAAAGCAGAGGCCGGGGGUCAAACGACGAGAUUGUGAAGAAUCUAAUAUGGAUAUAUUUGAUGCCGACAGUGCCAAAGCACCUCACUAUGUGCUUUCUCAGCUUACCACGGACAGCAAAGGCAACUCAAAAGCUGGAAAUGGAACAUUGGAAAACCAAAAAGGAGCUGGAGUAAAGAAGAGCCCUAUGUUGUGUGGACAAUAUCCUGUUAAAAGUGAGGGCAAGGAGCUGAAGAUAGUUGUACAACCUGAGACCCAGCACCGAGCUCGGUACCUAACUGAGGGUAGCCGUGGCUCUGUAAAAGAUAGAACACAGCAAGGCUUUCCUACAGUAAAGCUGGAAGGCCAUAAUGAACCAGUAGUGUUGCAAGUGUUUGUGGGUAACGACUCUGGUCGAGUGAAACCACAUGGAUUUUAUCAGGCCUGCAGGGUAACUGGGAGAAAUACAACUCCCUGCAAAGAAGUGGACAUUGAAGGCACUACUGUUAUAGAAGUUGGCCUUGAUCCUAGCAACAACAUGACACUGGCGGUGGACUGUGUAGGGAUAUUGAAAUUAAGGAAUGCUGAUGUUGAAGCCAGAAUAGGAAUUGCUGGUUCCAAGAAAAAAAGCACUCGUGCCAGAUUGGUUUUCCGAGUUAAUAUCACAAGGAAAGAUGGCUCCACUUUGACGCUACAAACACCCUCUUCUCCAAUUUUGUGUACUCAGCCAGCAGGAGUGCCAGAAAUCUUAAAGAAAAGCUUGCAUAGCUGUUCAGUGAAAGGAGAAGAAGAAGUGUUUUUAAUCGGCAAGAACUUUCUAAAAGGAACAAAGGUUAUUUUCCAAGAAAAUGUUUCUGAUGAAAACUCUUGGAAGUCAGAAGCUGAAAUCGACAUGGAAUUAUUUCAUCAGAAUCAUCUUAUUGUGAAGGUUCCCCCAUAUCAUGACCAACAUAUAACUUUGCCUGUAUCAGUGGGAAUUUAUGUAGUGACCAAUGCUGGAAGAUCUCAUGAUGUUCAGCCAUUCACCUACACUCCAGACCCAGCAACAGCUGGUACUUUGAAUGUAAAUGUGAAGAAGGAAGUAUCUAGUCCAGCAAGACCUUGUUCUUUCGAAGAGGCCAUGAAAGCAAUGAAAACUACAGGAUGUAACUUGGAUAAGGUAAACAUUCUUCCUAACGCUCUGAUCCCUCCACUCAUAUCAAGCAGCAUGAUUAAGAGUGAAGAUGUUACUCCAAUGGAAGUAACAGCAGAAAAAAGAUCUUCCCCUAUUUUUAAGACUACAAAGACAGUUGGAUCAACUCAGCAAACAUUGGAAAAUAUCCCUACCGUAGCAGGAAAUGGGUCUUUUUCAUCAUCAUCUUCCCACUUAUCUUCUGAAAAUGAAAAGCAGCAACAGAUUCAGCCCAAGGCAUACAACCCAGAGACCCUAACAACUAUCCAAACACAGGACAUUUCACAGCCUGGUACCUUCCCAGCAGUUUCUGCUUCUAGUCAGCUGCCUAAUAGUGACCCACUACUACAGCAGGCUACACAGUUUCAGACAAGAGAAACUCAAUCUAGAGAGGUAUUACAGUCAGAUGGUACAGUGGUUAAUUUGUCACAACUGACUGAGGCAUCACAGCAACAACAGCAGUCACCACUACAAGAACAAGCACAGACUUUACAGCAGCAGAUUUCAUCAAAUAUUUUUCCAUCACCAAAUAGUGUGAGUCAGCUGCAGAAUACUAUUCAGCAGUUGCAAGCAGGAAGUUUUGCAGGCAGUACUACUAGUGGCAGCAGUGGAAAUGUUGACUUGGUCCAACAAGUUUUAGAGGCACAACAACAGUUAUCUUCAGUUUUAUUUUCUGCUCCAGAUGGUAAUGAGAAUGUUCAAGAACAGCUUAGUGCAGACAUUUUUCAACAAGUCAGUCAAAUUCAAAGUAGCGUAAGCCCAGGAAUGUUUUCCUCAACAGAGCCAGCAGUCCAUACCAGACCAGAUAAUUUAAUACCUGGAAGAGCUGAAAAUGUUCAUCCACAGACUGAAAACACACUGUCUAAUCAGCAGCAGCAGCAACAGCAACAGCAAGUGAUGGAAUCAUCAGCUGCAAUGGUGAUGGAGAUGCAGCAGAGUAUCUGCCAGGCAGCUGCCCAAAUUCAGUCAGAGUUAUUUCCUUCAACUGCUUCAGCAAAUGGAAACCUUCAACAAUCUCCAGUUUACCAGCAGACUUCUCACAUGAUGAGUGCAUUAUCUACCAAUGAGGACAUGCAAAUGCAAUGUGAAUUGUUUUCUUCUCCUCCUACAGUUUCUGGAAAUGAAACUUCUGCAACCACCACUCAGCAGGUUGCAACUCCUGGCACUACCAUGUUUCAGACAUCAAGUUCAGGCAAUGGAGAAGAAACUGAAGCACAAGCAAAACAGAUUCAGAAUAGUGUCUUUCAGACCAUGGUCCAGAUGCAACAUAGUGGGGACAGUCAGCCUCAAGUUAACCUUUUUUCAUCUUCAAAAGGUAUGAUGAGUGUUCAGAAUAGUGGUACCCAGCAACAAGGCAGUGGUUUAUUCCAGCAAGGUAAUGAGAUGAUGUCACUUCAAUCUGGGAGUUUUUUGCAGCAGUCUUCUCAUUCACAGGCUCAACUUUUUCAUCCUCAAAAUCCUAUUGCUGAUGCUCAGAACCUUUCCCAGGAAACUCAAGGUUCUAUUUUUCAUAGUCCAAGUCCUAUUGUCCGCAGUCAGACUUCUACAACCUCCUCUGAACAAAUGCAGCCUCCAAUGUUUCACUCUCAGAGUACCAUCACUGUGCUACAGGGAUCUUCUCAAGACCAGCAACCAACCAACAUAUUUCUUUCCCAGAGUUCUAUGAAUAAUCUCCAGACUAACACAGUAGCUCAAGAAGAACAGAUUUCAUUUUUUGCAGCACAGAACUCAAUUUCUCCACUUCAGUCAACAUCAAACACUGAGCAACAAGCUGCUUUCCCACAGCAGGCUUCAAUAUCACACAUCCCAUCCCCUAUGCUGUCCCAAGAACAGGCACAACCAUCUCAGCAAGGUUUAUUUCAGCCUCAGGUGUCCCUGGGCUCCCUUCCACCUAAUCCAAUGCCUCAGAACCAACAAGGAACAAUCUUUCAGUCACAGCACUCAAUGGUUGCCAUCCAGAGUAACUCUCCAUCCCAGGAGCAGCAGCAACAGCAACAGCAGCAGCAACAGCAGCAGCAACAGCAGCAGACCAUUUUAUUCAGUAAUCAGAAUACCAUGGCUACAAUGGCAUCUCAAAAGCAACCACCACCUAACAUGAUAUUCAACCCAAAUCAAAAUCCAAUGGCUAAUCAGGAGCAACAGAACCAGUCAAUUUUUCACCAACAAAAUAAUAUGGCAUCAAUGAAUCAAGAGCAGCAGCCCAUGCAAUUUCAGAAUCAGCCCACAGUUUCCUCACUUCAAAACCCGGGUUCUACCCAGUCUGAAUCACCACAAACCUCCUUGUUCCAUACCUCUCCUCAGAUUCAGUUGGUCCAAGGGUCACCUGGUUCUCAAGAGCAGCAAGUAACACUCUUCCUCUCUCCAGCAUCCAUGUCUGCCUUGCAGACCAGUAUAAACCAACAAGACAUGCAACAGUCUCCUCUUUAUUCCCCUCAGAACAGCAUGCCUGGAAUCCAAGGAGCCACAUCUUCACCUCAACCACAGGCUACCUUAUUUCGCAACACUGCAGGAGGCACAAUGAAUCAACUACAAAAUUCUCCUGGCUCAUCUCAGCAGACAUCAGGAAUGUUCUUAUUUGGCAUUCAAAAUAACUGUAGUCAGCUUUUAACCUCUGGACCAGCUGCGUUGCCAGAUCAGUUGAUGGCUAUAAGCCAGCCAGGCCAGCCACAAAAUGAGGGCCAGCCACCUGUGACAACACUUCUAUCUCAGCAAAUUGCAGAGAAUUCUCCACUGACAUCUUCUAUAAACACCAACCAGAACAUCGAAAAGAUUGAUUUGCUUGUUUCAUUGCAAAACCAAGGGAACAACUUGACUGGCUCCUUUUAACUGGAUGUAAAUUUCAUGAAGAAAACCUGAUUCCAAGAUGUCCUGAGAUUUUGUGGUUCCAUGACGAUUAUUGAACUGUUACUGUAAAAACAAAACAAAAUAUGAAAAACUGUUUGAGUAAAUGACUAGAUUUUACUCUGACUGCAAAAGAGCACACUUCUGCUGCCUAUUGCAGUGAUUAGCCAUCAAUGUUAACAUCUUCAUAUUUUAUAUUUCUAAUAACAGUGGUGACUGAGAAUCUAUUUGAGUUCCCAGCUGACAAUUCAUUGUUGCUAUUUUCCUAGGCACUGUUUCUGUAAAAGUACAGUUUAAAUUAAAGGCUGGACCGUCAGUCAUUAUUGCUAUUAGAAGAUAAUUCAUAUCGUCAUGUUUACUUUUGUUCUUUAUUUUCUUUCCUGUAUUGUUUUAGUCAACUAAUGGGUUUUGAAAAAGUAAAAUUCAAAUAAUAUCUAAGGCUGUGAUUUUUCAACAUAAAAAGCACAGCUAUUGGCCAAAGUGAAGGAAUCUUUUUUCAGUUUUUAUGGAGAAACUGAAGAGGUAACAUUCUGACAAGUAAGCUAUAUUAAGAACUCUACACAGAUGAGAGAACUAUUUAACACAAAGGCAGACAAUACAGUUUUAAAACUGGGGACAGCUGGAAUGCUAUUGAUUUUAUUUUUCAGAGAGUUGUUAAUUCUCUGUGUUUCUACUAAGGGGUUUAACCAUAACUGUGCAUAGAAAAGUAAUUAUCAUGCUCUAUAAAAAAUGAAGGGGAUAACAUAUGGCAAAUUAUGUUCUGAUAUAUUCUACAGUAGUUUAAACUGACAGUAAUUUGAGUCUGUUUUCCUCUUAACUCAGUCUAAGACCGGCAUUCCCUUUUAUAUUCAUCCCUGUUAUUCUUCCUAUCUUUCUCAUUUUAUUUUAGGUAAUUAUUAAUAUACUUACUGCCUUUAUGACCCUGUAGCAACUUAAAGGAACAAGGCCGCUUUGAUCUAGGAUGACCUAACUCCUACAGCACAGGGCAGGGGAGUGAGUACCCUUUCAGGAAUUGAUUGGGAGUUGAUUCCUGAGAAACAAUGCUUUUUUUUUUUUUCCCCGUGAACGGUGCUGUUCUGAAAUCUUCAAAUUUUCCCCUCUAACAGGAAACAGUAUAAAUUUUAA
Molecule: messenger RNA, 5998 nt
Organism: Trichechus manatus latirostris (Florida manatee)
Lineage: Eukaryota; Metazoa; Chordata; Mammalia; Sirenia; Trichechidae
Gene: NFAT5
Product: nuclear factor of activated T cells 5
Exons: 15
Coding region: 215-4858 (1547 amino acids)
Biological process (GO): cytokine production; regulation of transcription by RNA polymerase II; calcineurin-NFAT signaling cascade
Cellular component (GO): transcription regulator complex
Molecular function (GO): DNA-binding transcription factor activity, RNA polymerase II-specific; RNA polymerase II cis-regulatory region sequence-specific DNA binding; transcription factor binding
Source: RefSeq, a predicted model, not a curated record